CAACCACAUCGUGCGGACUUGAGAUCACACACUCCACCCUCACCCCUCUGCCAUUGCCCGGCUGCCGCCCAACAUGAGCUGUCUCAGGAUGCGCCGCUCGCAGUUUGCCAGCCAGCUCACCAAGAGCCUCCGCACUCCCACACGUGCCUUCUCGUCAACGCGGCCCGCUGCCCGCAUAUUUGCUACCGAGAACCUCAGGGCCAAGGAGGCUUCAGGGUUCAUUUCCCGCAAAUACCCCGUAAUAGACCACGAGUACGAUGCUGUCGUGGUGGGCGCCGGUGGAGCUGGUCUUCGCGCCGCCUUUGGUCUCGCUGAGGCCGGGUUUAACACUGCCUGCAUAUCGAAGCUUUUCCCUACUCGGUCGCACACUGUAGCAGCUCAGGGAGGUAUCAAUGCCGCUCUCGGAAACAUGCACGAGGAUGACUGGCGGUGGCACAUGUAUGACACUGUCAAGGGUUCAGAUUGGCUUGGAGACCAGGAUGCUAUUCAUUACAUGACCCGCGAGGCGCCACAGGCCGUCAUUGAGCUUGAGAACUACGGAUGCCCGUUCUCGCGGACGGACGAUGGCAAGAUUUACCAGCGUGCGUUUGGUGGACAGUCACAGAAAUAUGGCAAGGGUGGACAGGCAUACCGAUGCUGCGCCGCUGCCGACAGAACCGGACAUGCACUUCUCCACACGCUUUACGGCCAAUCGCUACGACACAACACCAAAUACUUCAUUGAGUUCUUCGCCACCGACCUGAUCAUGGAGGACGGCGUCUGCAAGGGUGUCGUUGCGUACAACCAGGAAGACGGUACUAUCCACAGGUUCAUUGCGAAGAACACUGUUCUUGCCACCGGUGGUUAUGGCCGUGCCUACUUCAGCUGCACCUCGGCUCACACUUGCACUGGUGACGGUAUGGCCAUGGUUGCCCGUGCCGGGCUUCCCAACCAGGAUCUCGAAUUCGUCCAGUUCCACCCUACCGGUAUCUACGGCGCUGGCUGCUUGAUCACCGAGGGUUCCCGUGGUGAGGGUGGCUAUCUCCUGAACUCCGAGGGUGAGCGUUUCAUGGAGCGUUAUGCCCCUACCGCUAAAGAUCUGGCCUCCCGCGACGUUGUCUCUCGUUCCAUGACCAUGGAGAUCCGCGAGGGUCGUGGUGUUGGGCCGGAAAAGGAUCACAUCUACCUCCAGCUGAGCCACUUGCCGGCCGAGAUCCUUCGCGACAGACUCCCGGGCAUUUCCGAGACCGCCGCUAUCUUCGCUGGCGUCGACGUUACCAAGCAGCCUAUCCCUGUGCUCCCUACCGUCCACUACAACAUGGGUGGUAUUCCUACGAAGUACACUGGCGAGGUUCUCACCGUUGACGAGAAGGGCAACGACAAGGUGGUUCCCGGUCUCUUCGCUUGUGGUGAAGCUGCCUGCGUCUCCGUUCACGGUGCCAACCGUCUUGGUGCAAAUUCCCUCCUCGAUCUCAUCGUCUUUGGCCGUGCCGUCUCUCACACCAUCCGUGACAACUUCUCCCCCGGCCAGAAGGCCGACCCUGUCUCCGCUGAUGCCGGCGCUGAAUCCAUCUCCGUCAUCGACAAGAUUCGCACGUCAGAGGGACCCAAGUCCACUGCUGAGAUCCGUCUUAGCAUGCAGAAGGUUAUGCAGACUGAUGUCUCCGUUUUCCGCACUCAAGAGUCUCUUGACGAGGGUGUCCGCAAGAUUCGCGAGGUCGACUCUACCUUUGCGGAUGUUGGUAUCAAGGACCGUAGCAUGAUCUGGAACUCGGACCUUGUUGAGACUCUGGAGCUCCGUAAUCUGUUGACCUGCGCCGUCCAGACGGCAGAAGCGGCGGCGAACCGCAAGGAGUCGAGAGGUGCGCAUGCCCGUGAGGACUACCCGGAGCGCGACGACGUGAACUGGAUGAAGCACACCUUGUCAUGGCAGAAGACGCCGCAUGGCAAGGUGGAGCUGGGCUACAGAGCGGUCCAGGCAAAUACGCUGGAUGAGAACGAGUGCAAGCCUGUUCCUCCUUUCAAGAGAACGUACUAAGAAGUGUUUUGGCAAUUUCUUUUCUUUUGUAUUCUAUGUACAUUGAAUGAUGCAAUGCACUUGUAGUCGCUUGUAAUCUGGGGAUAUGCAUGUGUGCGGCGUUGCAUGUCCGAAAAGGCAGGUUUAGCCGUGAAAGUAGUCGGACGUGCGUACAAUAGCGAGGAAUCGCAGACGACACUUUUCACUACACUCCCGACCUCAAGAAGCUCCGCACUCAUCAUGGCUAAGCAGGUAGCUCUUCUCCGCUCAAAGCG
This is a messenger RNA of Westerdykella ornata, 2271 nucleotides long. RefSeq names its product succinate dehydrogenase subunit A. The coding region runs from base 74 to 2017 and encodes 647 amino acids. Gene Ontology annotation, biological process: tricarboxylic acid cycle; mitochondrial electron transport, succinate to ubiquinone. Lineage: Eukaryota; Fungi; Ascomycota; Dothideomycetes; Pleosporales; Sporormiaceae. The transcript is spliced from 4 exons. Gene Ontology annotation, molecular function: succinate dehydrogenase (quinone) activity; flavin adenine dinucleotide binding; electron transfer activity. The record is from RefSeq and is a predicted model, not a curated record.